AUGACAUCUUCUGACAAUAACCUCAAGCCGGAGGUUUCCGUCGUCGACGAGAAGCAGCCUCAUGGCCAGGUUCACCAGGUCCAGGCCGCUUCGGUCGCUCUCGCGGCAGCUGUCGCAGAGCAGAAGCCGAACCUUCUCUCGUCCAACAUGAUUAAACUGUAUGGCAUCAUGGCAAUUGGUUACCGCUCGCUCAUGGGUGCCAUCAACGCCAUGCCAUCGUAUCAGAACGAUUUCGGACUGACCGGCGGUGGAUCUACAACCGGUAUCAUCUUUAUCAUUUAUAACCUUGGCCAGAUUGCCAGCUUUCCCUUCUGUGGUUUUUUGGCCGAUGGUUACGGUCGUCGAAUCUGCAUCUUCAUCGGAUGUCUUAUUGUCCUCAUCGGAACUGCCGUUCAGGGUACCGCCAACCACUUGCCUCAAUUCAUCGGUGGCAGGUUUGUCCUCGGGUUCGGUGCUAGUAUUGCCUCGGCCGCCGGCCCUGCCUAUACUGUCGAGCUGGCGCACCCGGCGUAUCGUGGAACAAUGGCUGGAAUGUACAACAACUUUUGGUGGUUGGGAAACAUUCUGGCUGGGUGGACAACCUACGGAUCGCUUGAGAAUUACAAGCAGAGCAGCUGGGCGUGGCGUAUUCCCACCGUUGUCCAGGCUGGUAUGCCUGCUGUUGUCAUGUGUCUGAUCAUGUUCUUCCCCGAAUCCCCCCGUUGGUUAAUUCACAAGGACCGAGCUGAGGAAGGUCUCGCUAUCUUCGCCAAGUACCACGGUGACGGCGACGCGAACUCCCCCUUGGUUCAGCUGCAGUACCGUGAGAUUGUGGAGGAGGCCCAGAUAACACGCAAUGACAAUCCUUGGUGGGACUUCCGCGAGCUGGUCAACACCCGCGCUGCCCGUUACAGACUGGCCAUGGUCAUCGGCAUGUCGUUCUUCGGCCAAUGGAGUGGAAACAACGUUGUCAGCUAUUUCAUGCCCGAAAUGAUCAAGUCUGCCGGAAUUCACGACGAGAGCAAGCAACUCCUGAUCAACGCUAUCAACCCCAUCUUCAGCAUGAUAGCUGCCGUAUAUGGCGCAACUCUACUGGACAAGCUUGGUCGCCGCCCUAUGAUGCUCUUCGGCCUGAUGGGUGCGCUUGUCUUCUACUGUAUGCUGACUGCAUUCACUGCCUCGACCUCGAGCAACCCGAACCUUGCCUACGGAACCAUUGUUUCGAUCUACCUUUUCGGCAUCUGCUUUGCGUGGGGUUUCACGCCUCUUCAGACCCUCUAUGCUGUCGAAUGUUUGGAGAACCGCACGCGUGCUAAGGGUUCUGGUCUUAACUUCCUCUUCCUGAACAUUGCCAUGGUUGUCAACACCUACGGUAUCUCUGUUGGCAUGCAAGCGAUCGGCUGGAAGCUGUACCUGGUCUACAUUGGCUGGAUCGUGGUUGAGAUCGUCGUCAUCUACUUCUUCUUCGUCGAAACCGCUGGCAAGACCUUGGAGGAGUUGGGAGAGAUCUUUGAGGCCCCCAACCCGAGAAAGGCAAGCACCCAGAAGGUCAAGGUUGAUAUUGAUGACUCGGGUCGUGUCCUGCAUGUCGAUGACUCUACCAGGGGUCAGGCUUGA
Molecule: messenger RNA, 1596 nt
Organism: Neoarthrinium moseri
Lineage: Eukaryota; Fungi; Ascomycota; Sordariomycetes; Amphisphaeriales; Apiosporaceae
Exons: 5
Coding region: 1-1596 (531 amino acids)
Biological process (GO): transmembrane transport; carbohydrate transport
Cellular component (GO): membrane
Molecular function (GO): carbohydrate:proton symporter activity
Source: RefSeq, a predicted model, not a curated record